Aspergillus aculeatinus CBS 121060 is the source of this 1181-nucleotide messenger RNA. RefSeq lists its product as uncharacterized. The record is from RefSeq and is a predicted model, not a curated record. The coding region runs from base 158 to 1069 and encodes 303 amino acids. NCBI's taxonomy places the organism in Eukaryota, Fungi, Ascomycota, Eurotiomycetes, Eurotiales, Aspergillaceae. The transcript has 3 exons.
GAAAGAAGGGUACAUUUCACCCUUUUUCUCCUGUGCGCACGGGCUUGCAGCACGCUACUUAGACUAUCGAGAUAAGGGAAUAAGUGGCACUACGAUAGGAUCCAAUUAUAGAAAACGAGAAGACAACAACGUCUCUGAACCCCCGGAAUAGCCCCCCAUGGAGCAUCAGACAUCUUACUCACAGCCCUCGCCGCCAUCCUCGGUAGCCGAGCAAGCAUGGGAUAAGACUCUCACAGACCACGAUGGCGCUUCGCAUCUCCUCGAAAGCGAGGUAAAUGAUGCAGCCCUAUUGCCUGCACGUCUCAUCCGAGUAGCUCAAAUUCUGUCCGAAAGCAAUUCGAUUUCUAUAUCAGACUCCACCACAAUCCACCACUGCCUCCAGGAGAUGGAGGCCCUGCUUGAUCCGCGUCCGGCAUUCUCACAAGAAGUCGCCCGUUGUCGGCCCCGUGCGCAUUCUCGACCGCCUAGCCCAGUAGACUCUCCUCGAAAUCCACAUACGAGUUCCAUCACACCAGUGUCGACCACAGCGAAUCAUCUCGGUGAUGUCCAGGAGAUAUCGCACUCUCAGCUGCGAGAUCUUCUCAACGAAGUUACAGCGAUGAAGACGGAGUUCAGCCAGCGCCGCAGAGAGUCGCUUGAAAUUCACAGUUUGCUCACCCAGGAGCGUCAGGUGUUGACACUGAGACUGGCAGAGCUAGACGACGAGAUACACGAACUUCGGAAAGAUAUUCUCGAAGACUCGGCGGAACGGGAGGCCAUGCAAGGAACGAUCAAUGGCUUGGAAAUUUGGGUGGACGACUGGCACAAGCAGCAUCUCUUAGCUGUGGCGGGGGGACCCGCGAUGAAGUAUCGGCGAAAGAGUCAACGGCGGUGGACGAAGUGUGCCAAGGAAGAACAGUUCAAUGACGACGGAGAAGCACUCUUUGAAGGCAUCAUGGCAUGGAUGCGGGGUUGGAAGGACGUCGAGGAGGGUUUUCACAUUCGACAGAAGGAUCGCGACCUGCGAAGGGAACAAAGAAGGGAGCAGAUGCAAAGACAGAGGGAUCAUUCCCAAACAAGUCUGGAUUGAUGAGACUAGGAAUCGCUGCUUUAAAGGAAAUGGACAUGUAAUUGGUGAUACCAAGCACCGAUGAUGCUACCCAGAGCCGGGAUGCCAGAGGUUUCUGAGGAGGCGUUACCCC